AUGGUGGGGUGGCUGGAGAUCCGGGCGCAGGUGAACGACCAGCUGGUGGCUGAAGGAGUGCCGUCGUUGACGGAGCAGGACGCGUUCCUGUUGUACUUGAUGAUCUUGUUGUUGUACGAGGAGGGCGUGGAGCCUUCGAAGGCGGAGAUCUUGUUCAAGUUGCGGGAGCACAAUGCGAGCGACGCGUUGGUGCAGCACGCGAUUGCCUACUACGCAGCGACGCCGCAGUGGUACGAGGUGGCGCAGGCGACGGACCAGAUCCACUGCGUGUACUUUCGUCAGCAGCCGAAGUGGUUUCGGGGUUGGGUGGACCUAAAGUCGCCGCGCAACCACCACCCCCCCCAGCUGUGGGUGGACUUCCUGGACUUUUUGCUGGACCGGCCAGGCGGUUGGUUGUUUUCGCAUACUCGUUACGUGCUGGCCAAGGCACUGAAGAAACACGGACCGCUAUCGCUGCAGCGGUUACGACUGGGCGACAUUGCGCACCUGAUUCAGCUUGCGCUCCAGCAGGAGUACCUGUGUUACGAAACGACCAUGAUCGUGCCUAGCUGGAUCUCGCCCGGCUUCGUGGCCGACAAACGUUACGCACUUGCCGACCACGCUG
Molecule: messenger RNA, 604 nt
Organism: Gregarina niphandrodes
Lineage: Eukaryota; Apicomplexa; Conoidasida; Eugregarinorida; Gregarinidae
Product: OST-HTH associated domain protein
Exons: 1
Source: RefSeq, a predicted model, not a curated record